Priapulus caudatus is the source of this 2314-nucleotide messenger RNA. RefSeq names its product tricarboxylate transport protein, mitochondrial-like. The record is from RefSeq and is a predicted model, not a curated record. Gene Ontology annotation, molecular function: tRNA (uridine) methyltransferase activity; metal ion binding. Gene Ontology annotation, biological process: tRNA methylation; mitochondrial citrate transmembrane transport. The coding region runs from base 135 to 2192 and encodes 685 amino acids. Lineage: Eukaryota; Metazoa; Priapulida; Priapulimorpha; Priapulimorphida; Priapulidae. The transcript is spliced from 10 exons.
AAUAUGUCAGCGUCCAUAUGAUGUUGAUAAAAUUGUACGAGUUGUUAAUGUUAUACAAUUUCGUUAUUGUGUGCGGUUUACCCUGAACAUUUACAUCUUUUAUGUUAAAGUAUUAUAACUGAAAACUCUGAGCAAUGCCGUUAAAUUGGUUCAAGCAUUCAGACGAUGGAUGGGUAGAAAAAUGUAAACUCUAUUUGGAUAACCAACUAUCAACACCAGACAGGUUUCAGAAAGCGAUUAAAGUGUGGACCGAGAAGCCUAAUGUAAUUAAUAGAAGGUUAUGUGGCAUUCGUGUCGUAAGUAAAUUAAUCUCUAUAGAAGAGUGUAUACGUAUUGCAUGUGUACAUGACACUGAAGUGGACAAUGCAGAGAUCGAAAUACGAAAGAAAUGUCUGGAAUAUCAAAUUGAAAAGGCCUUAUCUGGAAUAUCAGCCCCUGGCCCUGGCACUGCUUUACCAGACAAACUUGAAGGCGACCAAUGCCUUUUGUCUGAUUAUGAACUGUACGUUAGAGAUCUAAUCCCAAAGCAUCCUGAGAGGUUCUGCCUGAUACGAGAUAUUGUUGUUAUAGAUAAGAAGAACUACUGUGCAGCAUAUCUGCCACUCUUUGCUCUGGAAGAUGAUGAGAACAAACUAUAUUCAUCACCAACGUAUCCCUACCGUGUUAUAUAUAGGAAAGAUGCAGAUGGCAGUUGGAUAUCAAUUCAGACUCCACCUACAGAGACGUUAAGAUUAGAAUCACAAGAAUCUGCUUGCUGGCUUCAGAAACACCUUCUACCCAGACUUGUCAAAUGGACACAAGAUUCCAAUCAGAGUGUGAUCAACCACAGUCUACGUUUGGUGUCUGUAGAUGAGUACACAUCCAUCUAUCAACGGCUAAAGCAAAAAUAUGGCAAAGAACUUGUUAAGGUUUGGCCAGAAACAACAGACCCAAUGAAGUUUGUCUAUGAGGAUGUUGCAAUAGCAGCAUACUUGCUUUUGAUCUGGAAGAAGGAAAGGUCUAUAAAAGGCAUCCAGGAGAAACAAUCCUUCAUCGACUUAGGCUGUGGAAAUGGGCUUCUAGUCUAUAUCCUUUCGAAUGAAGGGCAUCAAGGGUUAGGGUUGGAUGUACGCAGACGAAAGAUAUGGGAUAUGUAUGGACCCGAGACUGUACUUCGUGAGUCAUCUAUAGUUCCGUCUGAUGACUGUCUCUUCCCAGAAUAUGACUGGAUAAUCGGGAACCACUCUGAUGAGUUAACACCCUGGAUACCUGUAAUUGCAGCCAGGUCCUCCUAUAAGUGCUGCUGCUUUCUUCUGCCAUGCUGUGCUCAUGAUUUCGAUUGCAAGUUUGUGAGAAGAAACUCAAAGAUGAGCCAGUACCGCGACUAUCUCAGUUAUGUUAAGGAGAUAGGAGAGAUCUGCGGCUUUGACAUGGAAGAAGACAUCAUGCGAAUUCCUUCAACGAAACGGGUGUGCUUUGUCGGGCAGGUGAGAAAUUAUUGUGAAACAGAGCAAGCAGCAGUCAGCCAGAGAAUAAGUGACUUUAUUAGUAGCAGAUCUAAGGGGAGAGCAACAUCAUGUAGAUCCACAGAAACCAGCACUGUAAAUCCUUCAGAUUCAAAAGUGUCAGAUAUCAGUGGUGGCAGCAGCGAGAAUGGGUGUGGUAGUGCGUCGAGUCAGGUGGGACAGUGGGCAGAGGAGUUCAAAGCUAGAAGCAGCGUAGAAGCUGUGCGAAACUGUACCAAACUCAACAGAGAAGUGAUUGUCAGCAUUGUGAAUGUAAUCUCCCAGGAGCUUCUGCGGAGAGGCACAGACACGGUACAACUGGAAGAUGGAAGGAUGUGGAAUCAAGGAGGAUCUAUACCAAUAUCAGAUGUUGCUACCCUGUUUGACAAGACAACACUAAAGCAGCUAAAGAAUGAAUGUGGAGGCCUUCAGACAUUACUCAGAAACCAUAACAAUGUAUUCACAGUGCGUGAGUCUAAUGUGAGAUUCAGCCGUGGCCUGAGCGUCUCCACUACAGAACCUACUAGGCGAAAGAAAAAACAGAAGUGCUGUGGCUCCAUCUGUGAUUUGCCACUGUUAUAUAAAACUAAGCUGUGCUGGUUCCACAUUGGUCACCCAGAUGGCUGCCCCUUGUCAUCUGCUCAGUGUAGAUUUGCACAUGGACAAGAAGAACUUAUGCUACGACCAGAGUUCGAUAAGAAACAAUAAACCAAGACAGAGUAAUGCCAAUUGAUAAUUUCUUUCGUGGCUUUACCGGUGCUAUAGAAAUAUGCAUUACUUUUCCCACGGAAUACGUAAAAACACAGCUUCAGCUAUCUGAGCGGUCAGCU